Strongylus vulgaris is the source of this 635-nucleotide messenger RNA. NCBI's taxonomy places the organism in Eukaryota, Metazoa, Nematoda, Chromadorea, Rhabditida, Strongylidae. The record is from the annotation of a GenBank genome assembly.
AUGGAGCCAGAGAUCAUUAUUUUUGGCGUUUUCGCCCUGAUUGAAGUUAUAUUCGUGUCAGAUAAUCGACCAAAAAAAGUGGAAAGCAUCAAUUUCCCAAUAUUUCGCCAUGGUGAUCGUGCACCUACCGAUAGGCUUUCUAACCAAUCUUUUAUAAACUAUUUCCCGUAUGGACUUGGUAGAUUAACAAGAAAAGGCAUUGAGAAUUCCUAUCAUCUUGGUACAUUCUUACGUAAACGCUAUGUGGAGACGGGCUUUUUACAUUUACCUCUGCAUGUAGAUCAGGUAUACUUUCGUAGCAAAGCGAAUGAUCGUUGCUUGAUGAGCGCAUCGCUUGUCGCUAAUGCCAUGUUCAAUGUUGACAAAGAAAUUGUCCCAAUGGCGCCCAUAUACACACAAGAAAGCAACGACUGGUUGCUUAGUAGUAAUGUGAACUGUGCUGCCGAGCUGAAGCGAGAUGUGGCCAAAUGUGGGUGGACUCCCAAGGCGGAUUACGAUGACUUUACUGAAUUCGAAGGACUGAUCUUCGAAUGCCUUGGUCUGCAUAAGAACAACAAGCUUUUUCCGGAUGGAAAAAGUUUUAAAAUUGCUGAUUCAUUGAUUAAUGAAGUAAGUCACAAUGUUUCAAUAUAGUA